This is a messenger RNA of Hippopotamus amphibius kiboko, 5280 nucleotides long. RefSeq names its product coiled-coil domain containing 9B (gene CCDC9B). NCBI's taxonomy places the organism in Eukaryota, Metazoa, Chordata, Mammalia, Artiodactyla, Hippopotamidae. The record is from RefSeq and is a predicted model, not a curated record.
ACCAGGGAGCGCAAUGGGCUGGGCUUAGGCCUUUUUCAAGUAAUGGGAGGGACAUUUCUCUACUCGACUGCUCAUCCAUCUGCAGGCAGGCCCAGGCUGGGGUCCUACCGGAGCAUAGGGCCCCCUGUGUGGACGCACCCUCCAGGGAGAAGUCCCUGCCAGUCUGUCUGGGGACACUGCCGCCGCCAGGGCAGGGCAGGGAGAGGUGCCGGGCAGGGCCAGCUGGCUGCCGCUGCCCUGAUCCUCGCCCUCUGAGAGCGCAUGGUGGGGGCGGUGGCCGCAGCGUUCCUGGCUGGGAGCCCAGAGGAGUCUUUUGUAAUCACAACAUGAUCUCGUGUGCUGAGCAGCGAAGCCGGCAGGGAGAGGCCGGCAGAGGCCCGGCUCCAGUGGCUCCCGCUUCCCUCCUGCUCUGGCUCCCCCGGGGCUGCUCUGGAAUUCUCUCCGUGCCCGCUGUUGCCAUGCACUCGGCUGGGCCUCAUGGGGCUGAGUCCCCAGGGAGCAGGCAGGAGGACAAGGAUGCAGAGCUGGACCGGAGGAUAGUUGCCCUUCGCAAGAAGAACCAGGCCUUGCUGCGCAGGUACCAGGAGAUCCAGGAAGACCGGCGGCAGGCAGAGCAGGGGGGCAUGGCUGUGACCAUGCCGGAGCUCCUCCAUCCUGACGGCCUCACCAUCACCAUCAGCCAGGGGAAGCGGAUAGUCAGCCGGAACUGGGCAAGGAGCACCCUUGGACCUGGAGCAGCCGAUGAGAUGCUUGGGGAUGAAGAAGUAGAGGUCCACACUGGUGCCUUCUGCUUGGGAGAGCGGGUGGAGCUGGCCGUGACCAUGGAAAACAAAGCCGAGGCCAAGCGGAUCGUAAGUGAGAAGCCCACCAGAGCAAGAAGCCAGGGGGCAGAAGGGUCACCUGGAGGGGGCUUGGGCCGAAGCCCCUCUAUGCCGACGGCCAUCAGCUCAGAUUCUGCACGGAAGGGUGUCCGGGAGCCCCGGAGUCCAGGCCUGCUCCCAGGCCCAGCUCCCCGCUGGCCUGUGGGGGGCCCCCCAGAGGCGGGCUGGGACUACGCCCAGUGGAAGCAGGAGCGAGAGCAGAUCGACCUGGCCCGCCUGGCGCGGCACAGAGAUGCACAGGGUGACUGGCGCCGCCCGUGGGACCUGGACAAGGCCAAGCCCACGCUACAGGACUCCAGCAAGCCUCGGGACGAGUGUCCGGCCAGGGUGGGCAGCACGCGGGGUCCCAGGAGCCACCGAAAGCUACAGCCCCCACCACUGCCCCCUGAUGGCAAAGGCGGUACUACUUGGGGUGGGCAACCCAGCAGACCCUUGCUGGCGCCGGCCACACGCAGCAAAGCUCGAGGGACAGAGAGGCUGACUGGCAGGGCCCGCAGGUGGGAAACGAAGGAAGCCAAGGAGGAGCUGGAGAACCAGGAGGGAAGCCAAAGCACCAGAAAGACUCCGAAUGAGAAGGAACACGUGCAGACUCAGAGCAAGAUGGAGCCGGGCAGACCCACGAGCGCCCCGGCCACCAGCCCAGCCCCACCCACGAGCGCCCCGGCCACCAGCCCAGCCCCACCCACGAGCGCCCCGGCCACCAGCCCAGCCCCAGCAUCAGCAUCGCCACAGGGGCCAAAAGGGGAGUCAGGAGCUUGGACAGCCAGUCCAGAGCCUGGCUCUCCACAAAACACGGACUUGGUUCCCCUCGACCUCUCUCUAGGAGGCACCAGUAGCCCUGGGCCUGGGGAGAGCACACGCGUACUCAGUCCAAGACCUGGGGCUCAGGAGAGCCCUGUGUCCUGGCCGGAGGGUCACGAGCAGCCCCUGGGGUGGACGGAGCCCCAGGCUGAGCCGGAAGCCCCUCCUUGUUCUGGGCCCCCAAAAGAGGCAGGGCCCCUGGAACCCAGAGAAAACAGGCCUGGCAAGGCUGGGGCCCAGCAGGGCCUGGCGCCUCGAAGCAGGCCCCCCCGAGGAGGCAGCCAAAGGUUGAGGGGCACAGGAGGAAUGAGGAGCAGGACAGGGGGUCCUGGCCCUGCAGGAAGAUGCUGAGCAAAGCUCCUGGGAGCAGGUGGCCCGGCUGGGGAGAGGAGGAGGGAGAAUGCCGUCCACAGUCUUGCCAUGGGCAUGUGGUGGCUGGUGGCUGUGGCAGCCUGGCUGAGCAAUUUGGCAAACUCUCCAGUGGAGUGACACCGUGAAGGCAAGGAGCCAAGCCCUGCCCCUCACAGGAACCCCCCCCCACCAUGCACAUGUGUGUUCUCACCUGCAGGUAGAGCCACACCUGGUCUAUGAGGCUGGUGAGCCCUGUCCCGAGCCCACUGCCGCCCAGGCCACAAGCUCCCCGACCACACGAGAGGACAAGGCUUGGAAGCACUCAGCACCUGGCCCACCUGGCUUCUGUCCCCCUCAGGGCCAGGCCUCCCUCUCCAACUGCCAGCUCCUGGCUCCUCACGGACAGGCAGCCUCAGCAGCUGGCGUGGCCAGCCCAGGCCCAGGCCCUUUCCUAUACUCCUGCCCUGCACCCAGGUGAAUCACAGUCCCCGACUCACAAGACGGCCAACCUGGCGAUCUCACAAUCAGCUGGCAGCCUCCUGUCCUUCAGGAAGAGGAGGCUGAGGCCCAGAGAAAGCCACAGCCGGCAGGGAUGGAGCUGGGGACAGAAGAAAGCAGGGGUCUCUGGAAAGUCUCUGAAACGGCGGGGAGGGCAGUGAGGAGGGGAUAGCUUCCUCUCCCUACAGCAGGUGGGGCAGCUCACUGUCAGGGUCCUCCUCCCCACCCCAGGGUCAGACAUCGAGUGCACCCUGGAUGGGGGCAGGGGGAGCCUGCCAUCUCCAACUUCCUCUUCCUGCCGCCUCCCUGCACUGUGUCAUGCCAAAGCAAGGUCUCAGCUGGGGACUCAAGAGGCAGAGAAACAGCGACUCCAGCAAAGUACAACAUCAGGACUUGUCUUUCCUACUUCGUCUCCGUUCCUGCCCCUCUCCUGAGGCCUACGUCUGGUGAAUUAUCCAGACUCCGCGCAAGCUGUGGCUUCCUCUCAAUUCAACAAACAUUUCCUGAGCACCCACUACCAGCAAUGCAGCCAGUGGGCGAUGGUGACUUUGCCAGCAAGAGGGAGGGAAGAAACUCUGUCAUCCGGCAGAUCCAGGCUGCACGGCAGGAGCUGUUCUUGGCUGUAGGUGCCCGACAGGGGCUGGGGAUGGUGGUAGGAGCCCAGAGGGAACCAUCUCACCGCUGCUCUGCUCGCAAAGGCAGGCGCACCUUCCUUUCCCAUCGUGUGUACUCUUUGCCCCCAAGCCCCUGCUUGAAUCUCCCCACGUGACCCUGCCAUGGUUGUUCCUCUCUGCGGCAGUCCCUGGCCUCACCAGCCUCUCUGUGUUCUCUAGGGAGUGUCCAGACCAUUCCCAGCGUUUCUCCAUGGUCAGUGAGGCCUAAACUGUGGCUCAACUGUGUGAGGGCCGGGCCUCCUCCCUGGCUUUUGCUCUGCUCUCCACCCCCUCUACUGAGGAGGCAUGAGGAGGGGGUGUCUUUGGUAGAUUAGAUUGUUUAGAGCAGUGCUUCUCACACAGUGAAGUGCAGGGUAGUGUAGAUUCUAACUUGGGAGGUCUGGGCUGGGCCUGGGAAUUUGAAUUUCUAACAGGCUCCUGGUGCUGCUUCUGCUGCUGGUUCCUGGACCACACUUUGAGAGUAAAGGUUUGCACUAGACUAUAUGGAGGGCUAGGGGCAAAGACAGAUUCUCCACUCUAAGGGCUGGCUGCUGGCUCUGUAGGAGGUAGGGGUAGGAGGUAGGAGGUAGCCCCUGCCCGGUGGGAGCUUCCUGGCCUCAGAAUUGGGUGGGAAGCUGAGGCACUGGGUAGAUGCUUGGGAGCGGGUGGUGCCAACUUCCUGUAGUGGGGAGUGAGAAAGCUGGUUGGGAACGGGAUGAGGUGAAGGGGGUUGGAAGAGGUGGGGCUUGACCAGAGGAAUUUUGGAAAGGCUUGGGAACAUUCUGUGCAUAUGGGAAGAAGACCCCUCUGAGAUAUGAAAAGGCAAGGGUGAAAGAUUCCAAGCUCAAGUUUUCCUCUUGCCUUCCAGCCACACGUAGGUGGCUUCAGAGCAUGGCACUGGCUCUGGAACCCAUGAGUCCCAAAGGAUGGAGCUGGGGUACAGUAGGUUCAGGUAGAGCCCUCAAAUUCAGAUGUCUCCCAAAUAAUUGUGAUCCAGAAUUUGAAUUCUAAGAUUCACAAACUUCCUCCAACCAACAGUGCUGCCAACUGCACAGAAGUGCCUUCAUUAAAGUGUAUGUGCCAAGGCAUGUCUGAUUAUGGGAUGGGGAUGUAGAGUUUGGGCAGAGCUCUUGUUGAGGCCUCACAACGAGACCUGAGCAGGAGAGGAAGAUGGGCAAAAGGGCUGUGGAGAAAUAUAGGGCUUCUCUCCCUUCUGGAUGUUAGGAGAGACGGAUGGCAUGGGAGUGAGUCACUAGGGCUUGGAGAGAAUGGAGUCUGGCACAGGACAUCUUCGUUAUGGGAAGAUUGUAGUGUGAGGCAAGUAUCACUAAGCUUUUCUCAAAAAAGGGGAGCCUUUCUUCAGGAGCAAUGAACCAGCAGCUCUGGUGGCCACCCCUCUUGCUCUAGGAUAGAAACAGCUAAGAAACAGGAGGGAAGGGUAGACAUCCCUCCACAAAGCUGGGGGCCAUGGAAGGCUGGUCUGUUUCUUCCUGGCUCCUUUGGUUAAAGGCGGGGCUGGGAGCCUUCUUGGAUUCCCUUCUCCUCGCCAACCAAUGGACUAGACUGAGCCUCAAAGAUGGGAAGUUCUUCACGGCACAUGGCUUCAGGAGCCCAGGCACAGAGCUGGAGGAACUGACAAGGGAGAGCACAGAGGGUAGUAGGGAGCCAGCAGGGACAUGACAGCUUUACCUAAGGUCUCAAAACAAGGAGGGCAGAAGAGGUGGAAGGCAUCUCUGUCCUGGUCCAUAUCACCUUACAGAGGGGAGCAGCAGACCACACUGCAAGGGAGGUAUUGUGGGGAUGACAGGCAGCAUGGUAGAGGGGAACAAACAUGGGCCUUGGGACCCGAGAGACGGAAUCUGAACCCUAGGCCUGCCACGUGCUAGCUGGAUGACUCUGGUUAAUUUUAACCUCUAAAAGUCUCAGUUUUCUUGUCUGCAAAAUGGAGCUAGUAAUACCUAUGUUGAAGGGUUGCUAAGAAAAUUAAAGGUGAGAAUAUGCAAAAUAUACCUGGCACACAGUAGGCACUCUAUUAACAGUAGCCUGGCACACAGGAGGCACUCAGUAAAUAUUUGUCGAAUAAAUAAAGUAGCUAU